Messenger RNA from Lachancea mirantina, 840 nucleotides. Lineage: Eukaryota; Fungi; Ascomycota; Saccharomycetes; Saccharomycetales; Saccharomycetaceae. The record is from the annotation of a GenBank genome assembly.
AUGGCGUCUUAUCAACCUUAUAACGAAUACUCUACGGUGACCGGUGGUGGAUUUGAGAGCACACAGAAGUCCAGUCGAGGUGAUUCUGCUGGUGAAUCGAGUUCGCAGUCGACUUUGACGCCUGUUACAAUCAAGCAAGUGCUUGAAUCGAAACAAAUGGUGCAGGAUGGACCAUUUGUAAUUCACAAUUUGGAACUACAUCACGUUUCCUUCGUAGGCGUGGUUCGUAAUGUAGUAGAUCACACCGCAAACAUUACACUGACAAUUGAAGAUGGAACUGGACAGAUUGAAGUCCGCAAAUGGAGUGACGAUACAACGGAUAUGGCAAAUGCUGGACAACAAAACGAUAACGAUAAGGGCCCCUAUAGUUCGCAAGUAGCACAAGCAUACCGCGUCGGAGGCUACGUCAAAGUUUAUGGAGCCCUAAGGGAAUUUGGAGGCAAAAAGAACGUUCAGUUCGCCGUGAUCAAGCAAGUUGAAAACUUUAAUGAAAUCAUUACACAUCAUCUAGAAGCGAUAAAAUGGCAUGCUAUCGCCAAUGGUAAGCUGAAUACACCGGCCUACCAACCGCUGGGCGGUCAAAAGAUGGAUGGACAGCAACAGAGUCUUUUUGUACAGGACGAUUCGGCCAACGAUGGCAAGUCUUCCCUCCAAAAAAUUCUUGAUUUUUGCAAAAUGCAAUGUGCAGGGAAAGACGCCAACGAUUUUGCAGUGCACUCCAAGUUCAUCUCGCAAUCGCUGAAUCUGGACGAAGAAGACGUGAGAGUAUGUUGUCAAACUCUUAUGGAUCAAGGUUUUAUAUACCCGACUUUCGACGAUCACAGUUUUUUCGUACUUUAA